This is a messenger RNA of Astyanax mexicanus (Mexican tetra), 5783 nucleotides long. It is a transcript of the gene dennd6b, whose product is annotated as DENN/MADD domain containing 6B. The record is from RefSeq and is a predicted model, not a curated record. Gene Ontology annotation, molecular function: guanyl-nucleotide exchange factor activity. Gene Ontology annotation, cellular component: recycling endosome. The transcript is spliced from 20 exons. NCBI's taxonomy places the organism in Eukaryota, Metazoa, Chordata, Actinopteri, Characiformes, Acestrorhamphidae. Bases 92 to 1831 code for a protein of 579 amino acids.
UGUUCUCCUCUGUAGAGGGUCUGUGGUGAAGGCAGUGAGCUGCUGUAUUAUUAUAGGAGUGAGAGGAGGGAAAUGGGAUUUUUACUCUGGGAUGGAUCCGUUUGACGGCCCCGGACCCCGGCAAGAAAAGCUGGAGUCGGCGGCGACCAGCGCGGGGGAGCCGUGUGUGCCGUGGGCGCGCUUCUCCGACUGGCUGGAGUGUGUGUGCGUCGUCACCUUCGACCUGGAGCUCGGGCAAGCCAUAGAGCUGGUCUAUCCACAUGAUGUGAAACUGACAGAGAAGGAGAAAACAAGCAUUUGCUACUUAUCCUUUCCUGAUUCCUACUCAGGUUGCCUUGGAGACACACAGUUCAGUUUUAGGCUGCGCCAGUCUGUGGGGCGUGUCAGCGGCUCAUGGUUUGGAGAGGAGGACAAAUACAACAGAGAUGCCCCACUAAUAUUGCAAAAGGAGCUGGCACAUUUCUAUGGCUAUGUGUACUUCAGACAAGUAAAAGAUGUCUCGGUCAAAAGGGGCUACUUUCAGAAGUCGCUGGUCCUCGUUUCUAGACUGCCGUAUGUGCAACUGUUCCAGUCACUGCUGCAGAUUAUUGCCCCAGAGUACUUUGAGAAGCUAGAGCCUUGCCUGGAAGCAGUGUGCAAUGAGAUUGACCAGUGGCCCCCGCCUGUGCCAGGACAGACCCUCAACUUACCUGUGAUGGGUAUUGUCAUGCAGGUCAGAAUUCCUUCAAAGGAUGAUAAACCAGGAGGAAGUCCUAUACGGCAGGGACAGAAAGAGAAUCUACUUCCUGCACCCACGGUUCUUCCCACCAUCCAUGAGCUGGAUCUGUUUAAGUGCUUCCAGUCCAUCCUGAUUCACCUGCAGAUGCUCUGGGAGCUGAUGUUGCUAGGAGAGCCACUGGUCGUCAUGGCACCCUCUCCGACCAUGUCCUCAGAGACGGUGCUGGCCUUAGUCAGCUCUAUCAGCCCACUGAAAUACUGCUGUGAUUUUCGGCCUUAUUUUACUAUCCACGAUAGUGAGUUUAAGGAGUACACUACCAGGACUCAAGCACCGCCUAAUGUAAUUCUGGGUGUCACUAACCCCUUCUUCAUCAAGACCUUUCAGUGUUGGCCCCAUAUACUACGUCUUGGGGAGCUGAAGAUGUCUGGAGAUUUGCCAAAGCAGGUCAAGGUUAAGAAGCUGGCCAAGUUGAAAACACUGGACACGAAACCAGGUAUAUACACAGCGUACAAAACUUUUCUACAUAAAGACAAAGCCCUCAUCAAGAGACUCUUAAAGGGAAUUCAGAGGAAAAGACCUUCAGAAGUGCAGAGCGCCAUCUUGAGGCGGCAUCUGUUAGAACUGACCCAGAGCUUCAUCAUUCCACUAGAGCGAUAUCUGGCUAGCCUGAUGCCACUGCAGAGAUCUGUGACUCCUUGGAAGACUCCUCCUCAGAUCCGACCCUUUAGUCAGGAUGAGUUUAUGGCCACUCUGGAUCACGCUGGGCCGCAGCUCACCUCUGUCCUCAAAGGGGAUUGGAUGGGCCUUUACAAGCGAUUCUUUCGGUCCCCUAACUUUGAUGGCUGGUAUCGUCUAAGACACAGGGAAAUGACUCAGAAAGUGGAAUGUCUUCAUUUAGAAGCUAUCUGUGAUGCUGAUCUGCUGAGUUGGACCAAAGACAAGUCAGAGGUGGAGAUUGUUGACCUUGUUUUAAAAUUGCGGGAGAAACUGAUGAGAGCUCGCAAGCAUCAUCUUCCAGUGAAGGAGGAGUUGCAUGAGAAGCUGGAAAACUACAUUCAGACUGUAAUCAGCUCUCUGCCUGAGGAUCUGCAGACAGUACUGCACAAACACUGAUAGAGAUGCACAAACCCACAAACAUGCUGAUCAAAAGGGACCUGAUAUCUAAUAAAGCAACCAAGCUACUUACAAGGAUAAUCAAUCGCAGUUACCAGGAGACUGACUGAAAAAAAAUACAGACACACGACAGUGCUGACAUGAACCAGCACCAGCAAAGCACCUGAAAGUUCACAGGUACCAGUUAUUUGACAUACAGGUAAUACUUGCAAGACGUUGAUUGUCAUUAUACAGUACAUGAAAAGGGAUUUUUGUGGGAUGUUUUCUGUACAGUCGUGUUUGAUCUAAAAAAAAAAAGAUAAUAAUUUUCAGUUGCAGUGAUCAUUAGGUUUUCAUACCUAGUCUGAUCACGGUCUGUGGAAACACUCUGGGGACACAGGAUUUUUUUUUUUUUUCAGGCUGCUUUUGUGAUUUUUGUUUUAUACCUUCUUGAUAAAAUGUCAAAAAGAACAACUCUAUAUUACUCUGUGCACACAGCAAUUAAGUCAUGAGUGAGUUAUGCUGCUUAUGGUACAUUUAACAGAUCUUAUGUUUUCUCAAUUUUACAUGAUUAAUACAUCAAAGGGGAUCAUCAUUGUCAUGCAAAAAAGAGAAUAUUUCUGAAAUGUUAAAUGUAUGUUUCACAAAAAUGGGAAAUAUUAAUAUAGAUAGUUGGCUCUGACAUUUUCCUUGUGCUAUUUGGAUCUACAUUAAUUCUGUUUCACUCAAAGUAAAACAAAGCCCCAAAACUCAAACUCUGAGAAACUUUUCUUUUUUUUUUUUAAGAAAAAACAAUUUACCACAGUGGUAAUUCAAUUCAAUUUCCUUUUAACCGUUUCACCUGAAUUAUCUCCAGUGAUAAAAAAUGUAAGAAUGCUGUUUCUCUAAUACUCUACUAUAAAAUCUAUAUAGCAAAUAAACCCAAUUAACUAAAAUAUUUAAAAGUUUUCAUUUCCAUUGCAUUUGAAGCUUGUGUGUUAUGUUUUAUUAUUUCAUAACCAUCCCUAAACAGUAAAAAAGAUGAUUAAAAAUGUUCUAAAUCACAUUGCAUUAUUACAAAUUAGCUCUUACUUUGCCUCAAUGGCUCUAGUACUUCUGUUUUUCCAGUGCAGUGGGCGGGGCCAAGUUACUGUUUUAUUGGUUUAUAAACUUGUUCAUUGGCUGGUUUGUUGUCUAUUCUGAUAGACAACAAGUCUCAAAAUGCUUUGUAGUCCCAAACUAAGCUUAAUCUCUGUCUGGGAAACUGCCCCUAUAUAGCAUAUGCUAGUAUACCAACAAUAUUAGUAUAAAUACGAAUAAACCAUACAGUAGUUAUUAUAAAACAAUCUUAAUGUGCUGUUUAUGAGUGAAGCUCAGAGUAAUGGUAUAGGAAAAGUAUGUUAGAUUAGGAUAAAAGAGCACAGUUAAUAGAAUAUACAGGUUUGCUUCUCCUUUGUGAGCUUUAGUCACUCACAGUAUGGAUUUGUUAAUUUGUACCAGCAGUAGUUGAUUGGAUAAUGAUCUAUCUAUUGAAUGUUAACUGUAAUAACUGGCGUUCCUCAACACAUGUAAAAUAGUAUAUAUAUAUUUUUAUUUGUUGCUAUUUUGAUGUUUGUGUUUUUGAACAUAUAACCAGUUUGGGGCAGUUUCCCAUUUAGGGAUUAAGCCCAGUCUUGGACUUGACAGAAUUUCCAAUAGAGGUUUUUCAUUGAAAGGAAAAUAUAGUCUAUGGCUAGGUCUAAUCCCUGUCUAGGAAGCUUUCUGAAUUAGGGUUGUUCCUUUAGAGCUGGUGUUUUAAUCUCUCGGUUGAUCACUUUUGAGGACCCCCCUCACAUACCCCUGUACUACGCUAUGAAACCUGUGAGAAAGGGAAGAGUGUUUCUUGUGCACCACAGCACCACAACAUUUGGUCACACGCAGCCAGUCUGCCUUAGAGAGACUGUACUCAGUAUGUAUUGAAACUUCACCAGUUCGAGUGUGGUGGUGACUGGAGCUUGUGAGGACUUUGCAGUUGAUUUUUUUUACCCUUAGUUUGAGCACUGAAGACUGAUGACAAUAUUAAGGAACUCAACAGAUGUCAGAUGAUUAAUAAAGGCGACAUCUGUGCCCAGGGCAAGGCCUUUUCUAGCACAGCAAUUGACCAAUUUACCUCUUAUUGCCAUGAUACAAUCCUCCUAAACAGCAGUAAACCAGUAAUAUAAAAACACACAGUAAAAGACAAAUGCAGUAGUGACUUUGAUACACCUCACAUGACACUUGAAUUUCAGUCUCUGAGCCUCUUUACUAAAGGUGUCAUUUAGUUGGUUUAACAUUAGUGUCCUUUUUCUCAAUUCUUCAACUUUUGUUUUAGCACUUUUUUAUCUUGCAUGUGCCACAGCUUCUUAAACAAAGCAUUGAAAAAGGAUAAUCAUUAUCUAGAUAUUUAAAAAUAGAGCUAUAUAAAUAUAGCCUGCCUUCGACAGAGGUAGCACAAAAAUGCAAGGCGUAUGAGUCAAAUUAGUCAAUUAGGCAUCUCGACUACGUAAAACAGGUUAUAUCUGUGGAUGAGUCUCACAUUAUGAUUUCUAGUUUGUCUGUUUAUCUGUAGUUUAAUUAGUCAUUUUAGUAUAUGAACAUUUAUCCACAUCUGUAUUUUAUGUUCCUGAAAAGAAGGAUCGCACCUUCACAAAUAAGCUACUUGAAUAUUCUGUAAAUAUUGCUUUGUAGGGUUUGAGUGUUGUCUGUCUGCAUAAGUGAAUGCCUUACUUGGAUACCAUGGAAAUCUACAGUUCUGCCAGCAGAGUGUUUAUAGCAGUAGGUAGAUUACCUCUUUGACAAUUCACUUCAAAUUUAAGAUGCACCAUAUAAAGUCAUGCGCAUUUGAACACUUAAAUUAUACGUUUUUUUUUUUUUUUUUUUUUAAGUUAAUAAAUAAUCUACAGGCAACAGGUUUAAUCAUGAUAUUCUCAGUGAAUUUUAGAGCAAAUUUUUAAUUAAUUUGCUAAAUUUAACAUAUUGGAAUAAAAAUAUUUUUUUUUUGUACACGUCACAUUUCCCCAGUAUGUUAAAUUAAGCAAAUGAACAAUUAUUGUGUAUAACAUAAGUGUGUUUUACCUGCAGAGGGUUUGUACUUAUUUUUACUUUAACAAAACAUGUAAUUUCAGUAGGAAUGGCCAAACCUUUAGACAUGACUUUAUCUGCAAACUUCCGUUAGUAUGAUCUGCCAAAUUGAAGCCAACCCUAUAAGACAUUGUUAGACGUGAACUGAGCUGAAUGUAGAAUUCUUAAACCAUCUCGAAUGUAUGUUUUAGUGUCUGAAUCAUGAAGUGCAAAAUGUCAGUAGACUGCUAGUAUAUGGUUAAUCCAAUUUCCCAUAUAUGCAGGGUUCAUACACUUUUAACCUAUUCAUUUCCAUGAUUUAUUUUCAUGACUUUUCCAUGUCUUUAAGGCACAUUUUCAUUGACAUAAAAUAAAAUAUCAGUGCAGACAUGGACAAUAAAACCUAAUAUCAACUAGAACUAUAAUCAAAAAUGAUUACAGUAGGCCUGAAUCUGAAAAUAAUCCUGACACACAAUCUUUAAUAAUAAAAUGUGUGUCGGAUCCUGAGAGCUCCCUUGUGUAGGGCUAAAUGACUGAACUAACUCUGAACUGAUGUAUUUGUUAGCUCAAAAUAGAUUUUCUUCAUUGAUAAACUGAAACACAAAGAUUUGUAGACCAAUUUUCCAAAACUUUCUGGGUAUUUUUAAGGCCUGAAAAUUGCCAUUUUCACAUUCCAUGACUUUUCAAGGUUUUCCAUGACCGUCCAAACCCUGUAUAUAAAAUCUAUUUUUUUUUUGUUUGUUUUUUUACUUUGCAUCAGUUCUUUCAUAUUUAUGUAAGUAUUUAUAUUAUUUAUCUAUUUUUUAAUGUUUACUGUAAGAAUGUCACUCAUGGAAAUUGAGCUCAUGUUUGGAAUUUAUUGUAUGGAUGUUUGAGUGUGCUCAUCAAUAUGUGAUAGAAUAAAAGCUGUUACCGA